This is a messenger RNA of Saccostrea echinata, 1097 nucleotides long. RefSeq lists its product as uncharacterized. The transcript is spliced from 4 exons. Gene Ontology annotation, molecular function: signaling receptor activity. Lineage: Eukaryota; Metazoa; Mollusca; Bivalvia; Ostreida; Ostreidae. Bases 10 to 594 code for a protein of 194 amino acids. Gene Ontology annotation, cellular component: external side of plasma membrane. The record is from RefSeq and is a predicted model, not a curated record.
UUCUUCAAAAUGAAAUGCCUGGUCGUAUUUCUCGUCCUUUCCUUUUCAGACGUGGUGAUCGCCGAAAAUUCAGUAAUUGAAUUUCACAUCGAACGCAACCAUGACAAGAAACCUUGCACAUAUUUUGAAAAUAAAAGAUUUGCUGUAGAAGUUGAGGGACUAAUAAAUUGUACGUGGUAUGCCCCCAAAGCUUGCUGUAAACGUACAGAGGUUACCUCUGUUUUCUCCGGAAUGCCACCUUUAUAUGGAGCCUCCCGAGACUGCACCAAUCACUUGAACUACAUGAUGUGUUAUUUUUGUGCACCAGACCAAGUUCACUGGUAUCACAAAGAUGAAGAAAGAAAAGUUCAUGUCUGUACGGACUUUUGUAAAUCAGUUUAUCACCAUUGCCAAGGAGCUUUUUAUGACGGAAAAAGAAUAGGUGCUAAAUACCAAAAUGGUACGUCUUUCUGUGAGGCCCAGAAUUUCCAGGUGAUUGAUGGUAAACAGAACUGCUUCAAAUUUGACCCCAAUGUCUUUGACAAAGCCAAUAAAAUAACAUGUGUCGUUUCCUUGUUUUUCGUGUUGAAUUUUCUCACGCUAGUAUUUCUGUAAACUAAUUAAAUUCUGUCAACUUUAAGGAUAGGGGUUUUGAUACAUGUAUGUAGAUUUAUGGUUGGAAUCUGAACUGUACUCAUUCCAAAAACUUAACAAAGUGUAAUGUAUUUGUAAUUUUAUUUUCUUUUUAAAAAUCAGGAAUAUACAUUAUUUUUUUUGUGUAAUUCUUACAUUCACUUUCAAAAAGUAAUAUAUCUUCUCAAGACAAAUUUAAAGAAAAACACCGAUAUGCAAUGAAAUAUACAGUAAACGACAUACCUAAAUGUUGAAAAGUACGAACCCAACUCAAAGUGGUUUUGUUUGACACAUACAUGUAUAUGUGGUGAAAUGUACAAUGAAAGUAAAAUGUUUUCGAUAUAUAAAUAUUUCAUGAUUAUGUUUGAGAAGUAAAUUAAUGAUUGAUUGAAUUCACAUAUCGUGGUUGUUUUUGUUGGGGACAUUUUCUUUGGGCAACCUGAAAUUCAUCCGGCUUCAUGUGUUCUUUAUUCUAAAAUGUGAUU